AUGGAAGAUGAAACCUUUGCCCAAGCUGGAUUGAAUGAUACAGGAAGCAAUAUCGACUUGGGCCUGAAUAAUGAAACCAUUGUUGGUGACCUCAACAACAAACACGAAAGCAGUGGUGGCUUUGAAUGGACUGCCUUGACCAUUGCACAAGCUAUUGUUCUGUUCUUCUUGGCAGGAGUCGCAGAGAUUGUGGGUGGUUGGAUGGUGUGGAUGUACGUCAGAGGAGGGAAAAGUGAUGCCAACGUUGCUGUCAAUGAAACAAGCAAUAACACGACAGCGACAACAAGUGCCAACAACGACAGCAAUGUUGACAAACCAUGGUGGUGGGGAUUGGUGGGAAGCCUGGUAUUGAUAAUCUAUGGCUUUAUUCCAUGUCUUCAGCCCACUGAUAGUUUCGGUCGUAUCUAUGCAGCCUAUGGAGGAUUCUUCAUUGUCUUCAGUUUUCUUUUUGGAUGGGCUGUGGAUGGCGACAAACCCGACAUUGGUGAUGUUAUUGGAGGUUGCAUAUGCUUCGUUGGUGCUGGGAUCAUAUUCUUUUGGCCACGAUGA
Messenger RNA from Cylindrotheca closterium, 549 nucleotides. The record is from the annotation of a GenBank genome assembly. NCBI's taxonomy places the organism in Eukaryota, Bacillariophyta, Bacillariophyceae, Bacillariales, Bacillariaceae.